Aspergillus bombycis is the source of this 1395-nucleotide messenger RNA. Its product is annotated as alpha/beta hydrolase. The record is from RefSeq and is a predicted model, not a curated record. Bases 1 to 1395 code for a protein of 464 amino acids. The transcript has a single exon. Gene Ontology annotation, cellular component: membrane. Gene Ontology annotation, molecular function: palmitoyl-(protein) hydrolase activity. Lineage: Eukaryota; Fungi; Ascomycota; Eurotiomycetes; Eurotiales; Aspergillaceae.
AUGAAGCGCAUAUGGCGCAAUUAUUCCAAAGCCACACGGUCCCAGGUUUACAUUGGACGAUGGAAUCGUCCGGGCUGUUCGCACUAUCACAUCCUAUCUAAUCGGAACUCCAGCACUACUUGCAUCACCGAGUAUCGAUCAAAAGAGAAGACAUUCUUGUAUAAAUUCCAACGGCCGCGCAACUUCGUCACUACAGCUAUUCCCUCUCUGCUUGUGCCGCCCCUUAUCUUCGUCGGACUCCUGCUCGCUCUCUGGACAUGGAAAUGCUUCUGGAUCGUUGUCUUACAAGACAAACUUCUAUACCUUUCAUGGUUGCCACCGCUUGCACGGUCCGAGAAGAUCGCGGACUAUGAGGCCGAAUGUAGGCCGGUCCAGUGGACGCAGAGGCAGAUCCAGAGUCUGGACGGGACUAAGCUGGCGGUAUGUGAAGGUCGCAUCCCAGUCCACAGCCAUAAUGGUCGUGUUGCAUCCGCGACUCCUGGAGAAGGCGAUCCGCAAAAUACGACAAUGAAAAAAAGAAAGUCAGUCGUAAUAUGUUAUUUUCAGGGUAAUGGCGGUUCAACCCCCCUUCGUUUGCCACUCCUUUCUCAGGUUCUACGAACAAUCAAGGAAAAAACGAAAUCUAUGCCGUUAUCUACAUCUUCAUCAGAUGGCACUGAGUUCACCAUAGUGGCCUUAUCAUACCGCGGCUACUGGACUUCCUCGGGCCGCGCAACGCAAUCCGGCAUUGAGCUUGACGCGCAGGCGUUCCUCGACUGGGUAUCGGAAACGUAUACCGCACCAGACACCGAUCUGGAGGUCAUCCUCUGGGGGCAUAGUCUCGGCUCGGCCAUUGCGAGCAGUGCUACUGCAACUUAUCUUUCCCGCCAUCGUGACCAGUCGCCUGUGGAUGAGAUGGGAACCUCUCGUCCAGUAACCAUCGCUGGACUGAUUCUGGAAGCACCGUCCUCCAGCAUCAAGGAUAUGCUUAUAAGUCUAUACCCACAGAAAUGGCUCCCGUAUAGAUAUUUGUGGCCCUUUUCGUGGAACCACUGGAGUUGUACUACCGCAAUGGAGAGGAUUGCUCGUUGGUGGGACCAGAAUAAGGAGCAAAGCAAUGCGGUCAUUCAAGGGGGUAGGUCAAGAGUGACGAUGCUGCCCGAGUCUGGGCGCCGUUGUACAAGUGCGGAGUCCCCUCGCUCGCCUCCUCCAAUUCUUCUGCUUUCUGCAGGGAGUGACGAGGUGAUCCCUCCGCAUGUAGCGGAUCAAUUGGAAUCGGAUGGGAAAAGGCUUGGGCUAGAACUUGAGAGGAAAGAUGUACGGGGGGCGUUGCACACAGAGGCACCUGUCAAGGUGGACGGCAGGGAGGCGUUGGUUAACUUUAUCUUUCAGAGUACCUCCCAACGGCAGAGAUAG